AUUGUCUUUGAUUGUUUCGUACAGGGAAUUAUCCGCAACUUUCAGUGAGCACCACCAUGCUGCGUGAGGGUUUGAAGGGCUGCAGCAGUGGCUCGGAGGCGUACAGUAGUGACCCUGAGGAGGAUGAGGAGGAUGAAGAGGACAUGGUGUGUGGGGAGUCGGACCAGGAGGCUAUGGCAGAGGAGAUGAUGGACCUGAGUGACCUGCCCACUGCCCUGUUCGCCUGCAAUGUUCACGACACUGUGUUUGACCACGAAGUACACAGGGAGCGCUUUGAAGCUGUGUUUCGACUCUACGAUGAGCAGGUCACAUUCCAGCUCUUCAAAAGUUUCCGCAGAGUGAGAAUAAACUUCAGCACCCCAGAGGCAGCAGCACGCGCUCGCAUUGAAUUGCACGAGUCUGAGUUCAACGGCAACAAGCUCAAGCUCUACUUCGCUCAAAUCCAGAAUGGAGACGAGGACAUAGAUAAGUCAUACCUGGCUCCCCCUCAGCCUGUGAAGCAGUUCCUGAUCUCCCCUCCAGCUUCUCCUCCUGUGGGCUGGAGCCAGAGCGAAGACGCCACCCCAGUCAUCAACUAUGACCUGCUGUGUGCUGUGGCCAAACUGGGACCAGGUGAGAAGUACGAGCUGCACGCGGGCACAGAGUCCACCCCCAGUGUUGUGGUGCACGUGUGUGAGAGCGAGACGGAGGAAGAGGAGGGAGCUCGGCCGAAGCAGCAGAUCGUCCAGACCAGACGCCCCGACGGCCCCCCCAAAGUCUGCAACUAGACCCCCGCCACCUCCACCCACCCACACACACCUGUCCUUAUCCUGACAGCAGUGUGCCCUGUCUGAGCGCCGCGCCCCUCAUUUCAGAUCACUCCAAAGCAAAACGGACAUGGCUGUGCAAACGUGUUUUUGGGAGAGGAAUGAGGCGGCUACGACCUAAAGAUGGAUCACUCACAUCACAUGGUGCGGGCGGCGGGCAUGAGCAGCGGCCCCUACAGGACCCUCUGUGUAAGUGCGGUCAGACACCUGUCACGCCAGGCACCAUCCAGCUCAUCGCUUGUCACCAUUCACAGUACCUCUCCGUAACCUGUGGACUCUUUUGGUUCUGUUUGUACUUGAUUUGGAAGUUCAUUCGUAUCAGGUUGUCUGCUUGUAAAUACUAUAUUCAUACAUUCAAAAUAUUCAACUUUUAGAGCAGGAAAUUAUUAAAAAUCACAGCGCAUUUGUGACUAACCGUUCAAAUAUUAUUGUAAGCAUUGUUUUGUUUUCUGUUUUGUUCAUUUCGGAGAGGUCUUUUUUCAUUUAAAAUAGAUGCCUAACUACAAGUAUGUAUUUGAGACACUUUUGCAUGCUUCUGACUUCUGAGCUGAGGUGUUUUUUAUCUUAAUCUGAUGACAGUGGAGUACAACAGUGCAUAUCCUCACAGUGGUGUCUUAUGGGAACAUUCAUUUUUAUAACAAAAAAAUAAAAUUAAAUAAAAAUAAUAUAACUGACAGCGCAAAGACAAUUCACAGCUUUCUUCUAAUGAAAACUAUUAUAGAUUGCCCAGUUCUGUCUCCAAACCUCUUGCAUGUUUGGCAAUCUCUAAAUGUCAUUUUCACAAGACUAAUACCAGGUUUUGCUGUAAAUAGCUGAACUGAAUAUUUGUGCUUUUUUAUUUUGUGUAUAGAUCUCUUUAAGCAUUUUUAUAAAUGGAGAAAAGGGAAACAUUGAACGCCUUGUGAAAAAUCAACCAAAGCAUCCACUAUUAUAAUCUGUCAUUUUGUUGAUUUCAUGUUUGAUAACUGUGCCCCUUUAAAUCAGAUCGAUACUGGCUAACUAUCUUGAAACAUCCACCAUUAUGAAAAAAGAGCAAGAAGGUGUACCAUUUUCCUUAAUAACAAAAGAUUUUAUAGUAAUAGAAAAGACAUUACACCAACUUUAGGCAAUUUGGAAGCAUUUUUGAAAAACUAUAAUUAGAUAUUGUAUUGAUACUUUGCAGUGACAUCAUGCUGGGGGGUUUCUGCAUAUAUGUGUAUGGCAAAUUGUUACCACGGUGACACAAUGGGCACACUUGCACAUAAUAACACUGUCAAAAAAGUUUUAAGAUUGUUUGAAAACUCAAGAAAAAAUACAAAAUGGAUUUAAACAACACAUUUUUAGGAGCCUGGGAUCGAUACGAGCGUGCAUGGUCCUGUUUGUGUGUUGGAUUUUCAACAAAAAGGUGAGUGUGACUACCUGAAAAACUGUUGGGUAAUUCUAACUAGCUUGUGACUGUAGUUUUAUCUGUGAGAGACUUGGUUAACAGCACGCAUUUGGUCAGGUUGUGUUAAAUUAAAGCUCAGAUUUAAGUCUGAUUAGAGCCUCAAACAAACCUUCAGAAUAGUGCCUACAGUUAGCGUCACACCCCCAGGGAAUGUUAAUGACAACAGCUGCAAAGUAUCAGCAGUACCCAAAAUAAUAUAUUAAGUGAUUCAUAAAAUAUUCCUUUAUUCAUUCAUCCGACACAGUAACAGUGAAGAUGUCAGUCUUAUCUUAUAACAGGUGGGUGGAUGUUAAUAAAUGACCAUAGCUCCAAGAGAAGGUCAAAUUUUGUAUGCUCCAAUUGUCUCCAGACUGAAUAUGUACUGUAUAAUAUGUCGUAUAUAGUGUUAUCUGUCACCGGGAUUGUAACUUCCGGUGCACGGGCCAUCGCUGCUUCUCCUGCAAAUGUAACAGUGAAAAAUGAGCUGAGAACAAGUCAAACUGAAGUCGUGUGUUGAAUCUGUCUUUCAUUUCUAUAACUCUGCUGUUUGUCCACUGUAACGUUUGUCAAAUCGUUAGUGAAUCUUGUAUCUUGUAUUUGUAGCAAAACAAGCAAUAACUGACACUUGUACGACUCAGUUCUGUGCUGAAACCUGGGAGCUGUCGCGGUAUCUGCUUCUCUUUGUGUAGCAUAUACAACAACUUAUAUUUGUUUGA
Molecule: messenger RNA, 2927 nt
Organism: Boleophthalmus pectinirostris (great blue-spotted mudskipper)
Lineage: Eukaryota; Metazoa; Chordata; Actinopteri; Gobiiformes; Gobiidae
Gene: rcan3
Product: regulator of calcineurin 3
Exons: 5
Coding region: 57-767 (236 amino acids)
Biological process (GO): calcium-mediated signaling
Cellular component (GO): cytoplasm; nucleus
Molecular function (GO): nucleic acid binding; calcium-dependent protein serine/threonine phosphatase regulator activity
Source: RefSeq, a predicted model, not a curated record